Molecule: messenger RNA, 1639 nt
Organism: Periconia digitata
Lineage: Eukaryota; Fungi; Ascomycota; Dothideomycetes; Pleosporales; Periconiaceae
Source: the annotation of a GenBank genome assembly
ACCACCAACCAACUCCCCGAUGCCAUCGCCGACGCUCUCGUAUGUAUAGUACACGUCAGAAGCAAUACUCCUGAUGAUCAACAUGGCCCUGUCGUAUGUGCCCUUCCUUCUUGCAGCCCGCGGAUGGACGGGAGGGAAGCUCCCCAGGCACAAUCAGCCUGUUUGUGCUCUUUCUUUUUUGUUUCUUCUCCUUGUCUACCCCCCUGGCAUCGCCGUCUUCCUUUUACGUACCAUGUCAUUUCUUUUCUCUGUCUACAGCCAUGCAAUGCAAUGCAAUGCGCUGCGCUGCACUGCUGGCGAAACAUUCAUGUAUGUAUGCAUGUAUGAAUGCAUCAUCGUGUGCAUCGUAGCUUUGCCAUGCUGUUGGUCUAACCCCCCAGAUUGCCAUCCGGACAGUGUUAGCUCCUCCCACAAAACGAGAGGGAGGGUACACGUAUACACAUUGGAGGGAAAUCUUGGGGGGGGGGGGAUCUCCGACCGCCAACGUGGGUGUUGGGGCGUGGGGUGGUCUCGUCUCUUGGUCGUGAUAUCGAAUCGGCAUGUCGCCCUAGCUCCGCUUCAUGUGCAACGGCCGGGGAAGCAGGAAAGCAAGGAGUGUGUUUGCCCGCUGCCCCGUCCGGAUCCUUUGAUUGAUGAUGGAUCAUGCUGGUUCUGUAACUUUCUUCUGCUCAAAGCGUCCCCUUCCGUCUUCCCCCCUUGCGAGUCAGGUUAGCCGUGUAUACUUGUAUACAGUCGCCCCAUCUAUAAAGAAAACCAGCAUCCCCCCCCUUCUCCAGUCCCCAGAAAACUCGCUCGCUCGUACAGAUUACGUUCCUCUUUUGAAACCCUCAAGUUCGCACCUGGGUUGACACUUGCACUUCUGUGACCAUUACUCGUUAGCUCCGCUGAGUCGCCAAUCAUACCUCCUCAUCAGCAAAACACCAUUGUCGCCGCCGUGUACACUGGACUGUCAGCUAGCACAAGAUACUCUUUUCGCAUUGCAUACUCAGCCCUUCCUGCAUUCAGACCGGGACAAGUCAGCUCUCGCCAUUCUGCCAGCAAUUUUAUUGCUUGUCCGAGACAACUCAUAAUAUUGGAACGCCUUCCGAAUCUUGUUCAAUCCAAUCCACACAUCGUUGACCCAGAAGCCGAGAGACACGCACGCACGCUUCUGCUCUGUACUACCGGAACCCGAAUAUUUAGCCUACUUUCCCCGGCUUCCUCCCCCAGAUUACUCCACAAUCCGCAUAUAGCUCCGGCCCCCAUCAUACCAAGUCCACCUCGUCUGCCAUUUCGUCUUGACACUUUCUGUCUUUACUUGGAAACAUCAAUCAUCACAAGACAUACGCUUUUCAACCCGCAAAAAUGCCUCUUCACCAAGUCAGCGUUUCCAACCCUCGUCAGCGCCUUUCCAUCAUCACCAACGCAUCUCUCGGACGCGACGUCUCGGCCGCUUUCCAAGCAUCGAGCACCAUGUCUUCACGCGCGACCCAGGAGUAUGGCGAGACACCAGCACCGCCGCCAUCUCCCAUCGAUUUCUCUUUCCCCUCUACGCCAGCUGAGCAACGUAGUCCUGCUGGAAGCGACUCGAAUUAGUCCCCCACCAACACCGUUUGCGACUUCUUCGAACAAGCGAAUGGUUCGAUUUCGACUUCCAUCA